AUGACCACCAACGCGGGCUCUGCCAUCUCCAAGAUGAUCCCUGGCGAUCGUCGCGACCUUCGCUUGAGACAGUUUGAAGAGGAUCCGACUGAUGAAGUCCCCGAGGAAGAGGCGGAGGAGCCGCAGGAUGAAGAUCCCGAGGACGAAGAAGACUCUGAUGAUGACGAAAAAUCUGACGACGAGGAAGAGGACUCUGAUGAUGAUGACGACUCUGACGAUGACGAGGACUCUGAUGACGAUGACGAGGAUGAUGAAGAAGAAUAUGGUGAUGAUGACGAGGAAGAGGUUGAUGAGGACAACGAAAGUGACGAAGAUGACGAGGGCCCUGAAGACGAAGAAGUCCCCGAGGACAACGAGCCUGACGAAGAGGAGCCUACCGAGGGAGAAUUUGUUCGGAGACGGAGACGAGUCUGUUGA
Molecule: messenger RNA, 417 nt
Organism: Colletotrichum fioriniae
Lineage: Eukaryota; Fungi; Ascomycota; Sordariomycetes; Glomerellales; Glomerellaceae
Source: RefSeq, a predicted model, not a curated record